AUGGAGGAAGCCUUGCUGCCCCUGGUGGUGACCUCUAACCCUAGGUCCUUUAACCAACAACUCCCAGAGCCUCCAGACCCAAGAUGUAUCUUGGAACCCCAGGACAGUCCUGAACUGGCACCUACCCUAGUGUGUGCUCUUUGCUGCUGCUUUGGAAUCAUCUACUGCUGCUUCGGCUACCGUUGCUUCAAGGCAGUGAUGUUUCUCUCGGGCCUACUGUCAGGAGCUCUGGUGAUCUUCCUGUUGUGCCACAAAGAGCGGGUGCUGGAAACACAGCUGAGCUUGGAGGUGAGCGCCGGCAUCGCGCUGGGCAUUGGACUCCUCUGCGGCCUCGUCACCAUGCUGGUUCGCAGUGUUGGGCUCUUCCUGACUGGUCUCCUACUAGGCCUGACCUUGGGUGCUGGGGCCCUAUUGGCCACUGAGCCCAUCUACCAACCUCCUUCAGCCUGGGUCCCAGCCGGGGGCCUGGUGGGGCUGGCGCUGCUGGGAGCCCUGCUCACGCUUCGGUGGCCACGUCCCUUCACAGUCCUUGGCACAGCCCUGCUAGGUGCUGCAGUGCUAGUGGCCUGUGCUGACUUCUUCCUGGAGGAGCUGGCAUUGGGCAGUCGGCUUGCCCAACGACUACAGGCACUUCCAGCCCUGCCUCCUCUCUGUUGGUAUAGCUGGGUCUUACUUGGGGCCUGGCCAGCGCUGAGUGCUCUUGGGGCCCUGGCCCAGUGGAAGCUCAUGGCUGAGGAACAUGGAGGCCACACCAGUGUAGUCUUAAGCCGCCAGCAAAGGCAUCUCCAACUUCUUCGGAUUCGUCAGCAAGAGGCCAAGUGGCACCGGACCCCCGCUGGAGUGGGGCUCUGUGAAGGCAGUUACCGUUGCCAACUGUCCCCCAACACCCGGAGCCCUGCUGACAGCCUGGCUCCUAGUUAUCUCCAGAGCCUUCGAGAGCGCCAUUUGAGCCCAGGCACCCAGCCUACUGCCCCCCACACCAUUCUGGACCUAGAUUCUGACUGUGGUUCCACUGUUCCCCUCACCACAACUUCUGGUUCUACCCAGACUUGA
Chrysochloris asiatica (Cape golden mole) is the source of this 1053-nucleotide messenger RNA. Its product is annotated as transmembrane protein 198-like. NCBI's taxonomy places the organism in Eukaryota, Metazoa, Chordata, Mammalia, Afrosoricida, Chrysochloridae. The transcript has 4 exons. The record is from RefSeq and is a predicted model, not a curated record. Bases 1 to 1053 code for a protein of 350 amino acids. Gene Ontology annotation, cellular component: plasma membrane; vesicle membrane.